Dendrobium catenatum is the source of this 784-nucleotide messenger RNA. RefSeq lists its product as uncharacterized. The transcript has 2 exons. The record is from RefSeq and is a predicted model, not a curated record. Lineage: Eukaryota; Viridiplantae; Streptophyta; Magnoliopsida; Asparagales; Orchidaceae. The coding region runs from base 57 to 623 and encodes 188 amino acids.
UGUCCCACCGAAAAGAAAGAGAGAGAGAGAGAGAGUACACCGGCUUCUCCUCCCGAAUGGGGUCCCCUCUUUCCCCAACUUCCAUCCCGAGCAAGAACACCGGCUUCCUUUCUGCCGAGAAAGAAGCCAUCAAGAACAAGUCAAAAUACGGGAGAUCGAAAAGAAUUGAGGAGGAGCCGGACGAUGAUGAUGUGCGGAGAUGGCCGCGGAAAGGGAGGAGCGGCAGCGCAGUGAUGCUGGAAGGUUACGUUGACGUGGCUGAGGGAGGCGAGAACGGAUCGGAAGGCGGAGUGGAAAUGGUUGGGAGGACCAAAAGCUUGACUGACGACGAUCUGGAGGAGCUUAAGGGGUGUUUGGAUCUAGGGUUUGGGUUUGUCUUUGAGGAGAUUCCCGAGCUCUGCAAUACUUUGCCGGCUCUUGAACUUUGCUACUCGAUGAGUCAGAAGUUCCUCGACGAGCAGCAGCAGAGGCAGUCUGUUGGUGUGUCCGGGGUAGCGGGAGCGCCAUCGACCCCUGUCGCUAACUGGAAGAUCUCCAGCCCUGGAGACCAUCCUGAUGAUGUAAAAGCAAGAUUGAGGUAUUGGGCUCAAGCAGUGGCAUGCACUGUUAGAUUAUGCAACUGAACUGCAGGUUUAAAUUUGUCCUUAGUUUUUUUAGUGAAAAACUGAUGCAAAGGGUCCAAUAACUGGUACAAUUCUUUAUUGUAGUAUGCCUUGUCUACUAAUUAGAGCUUCACAACUAUGACUAUUUCAUUAUGUUUAAAUUUAUAUUAUAUAUGAUACCA